This is a messenger RNA of Porites evermanni, 10545 nucleotides long. The record is from the annotation of a GenBank genome assembly. NCBI's taxonomy places the organism in Eukaryota, Metazoa, Cnidaria, Anthozoa, Scleractinia, Poritidae.
GAGAUCGAGAACAAAGAAAAGACCGCCAAAACUCUAUUACAGUACUAUUUGUCAGCGGACACCUCCAAUCGCAAAGAAGAACGCGGGCAUCUCCGAACUGAAGAAAGUUCGAAAACUUGGAGAGAGCUUGGAGGGAUAGCCGUGUAUUUUAUCAUGUCUAAUCCAAGUGUAACUCCCAACAAGAUCAGGAAAGUUGACGCAGUUGACGGAGCACAAAACUCCCACACGGAUCAACAUGAAAUUUUAGAAGAAAUCAACGCGGUGCAGAAUCAAAUAGAUGCACUAAAUGAGCAGGCAUCCGAGGAGAUUUUGAAGGUUGAACAGAAAUACAACCGACUUCGAAAACCUUACUUUCAGCAGAGAACAGACCUCACAAGACGGAUUCCCCACUUCUGGAUGACGGUCGUAUCCUUUUGUUUUAAUUUGCACUUAAGCUUGUAAGUCAGUGCUUAAACUGCGCUUUGGCUUGUUACAGGGUAAGUUUGUUUUUUAGCGUCUAGGAGUGAAUUAGGAUGAUUUUUAUUUAAUCUUGUUUAAUAUUAUUGGACUGCACUGUCCUUUUAUGAACAACUGUUUUAUCAGAGAAAAUUGGAACAUUAUUUAAUUUUCCUUUCAUUACAGAUUAAUUUUGGGGAAAGAUCCUUUGUAGUUUUGACUUGCUUACCAGGUGAACAAUACCAUGCCAGUGCGCGGGUCUAGUUAUAUUUUUACUCAUGAAGUAACGCAACAAGUAGUCUGAUGUUUGAGAGAAGAUAUUUUUGAGUCGAUCACUUACUCAUAUUAUAACUAAGGUAUCAAUGGACCCAACAGUCACUUUAAAAAAAUGGUAUGGAAAGGAGAGAAGUUUUAACCAGUAGGUUAUAAUUUCCAGAGAAAUUUGAUUAUUUUCUCUUCAUAAUCGAUCGGGCCAACCACAUUUUGCAACUGAUGAGCAGUGAGGAAAAAUAACUGCCACCGUUUCCAAAUCUGUAUUAAGUCAUGAUAAUCCAAGUUGAUAUUUCCAGGUAUUAAGUUUUAGAUGUGCCAAAUUAGCUAAAACAGGAAAGUGUUGUGAGCUUUCGGGAGCGAUGUUUUAGCAACAAAACAAAAUGGAGGUGAUCGAUCAACGGUGGGCGGUGAUAUAUUACUAGUACCCAGACUUCCUAGUCCACUCGCUUGUGUGUGUAACAGAAGAAAAUUUAUUCAGAGGAAUAAAAAGCACUGAAAAAUGCCUGUAAAAGAAAUCAAAUUAUCACCAAUUGACAUUAAAUCUGUAGGAGAAUUUCAUUUCUGUCUAGCUAAAAAUGUUAUCUCUAAGAUAACUUGGGGGAGGGGGUAUCUUUAUGCACUGCAUCAGUGACCACGAAACAUUUCAUUUCACAUAUUUUUUCCUGUAGCACCUCCUUGCUUUCACAAAUUGUGGACAAUGUUAUCCAGUUGGCAAUGUCAUCGGGGUUGCCAAGAAAAGGAUAGGGAAUUUGGCAGAGAAAAUUGAUUUGUUAAAGCAGGACAUAUAGAAACCUUAUCAAAGUCAAACAGAUUUUUUAUAUGAUUGGUUGACCUUCCGAAUAAAUGUCAUUAUACAUGUCAUUGGUACAUUUUCACAAAUGCCUUUGCACAUAUAACAUUAGAACAGAGAAAGUAGCAUGACUGAAUUUCAUUGCUUACAAGUAGUACUUCAUGUAAAAUGACAUGAUUUAUAUACCAAAAUAGUUUUUUUCCUUCUUUUUUUUAUAUUAUGGAGCUAUGAGUAUUUUUGCUGUGGAAAAAUUACUAGGGGUUGAAAGAGUUACUGUUUUCAUUUAAAACUAUUAAAAAAAUAAAUUAAUUGUUGUUCUCACUGAAAAGUUUUGGGUAUCUGCUGUGUCUAUAGUAGCCCAUUUUUCCUAUAAGAAUCAAGCCAUUGUGCCAUGAAAGUAGAGUUUGCAGUCUAUUAGUGUUAAUUUUUUAAAAAACUUAAACUUUAUUUUGGUUGACACAUUUAUUGUUCGGAUUAGUUUCUUAGUGGCAACUAUGCUAUUACAGUAGAUGUGGUUAUUCACACUAAAUAAAAAGGAAAAUGUGGAAGAUAAAUGCAGUUUCUGAUAAACAUCAAUUUUUGAAUACAGUUUUUAAGAGCUCUUUUAAGAGUAGACAAAAAGAUAUGGAGCUGAUGUUAUGAGAAGUUAACACCCAAGCCAAACAUUAAACUUUUCAUGAGAGGAGCCAAACUGGACUAAUAAAGUUCCAAUCUUUCAUUCUGCUCAGGUGAUGAUGUCUAAUUAGUUUAAUGCUUCAUUAGUUCGACGUUUGAACCAACAGACGAACUUAACAUAUUUAGGUAGACCCAAAGUACAAUUUGGUUCAUCUCAUGAAUAGUUAAACAUUUAGCCUAAGUUAUCUGAAUUCUAAAUUUAAAAACAAAAAAUAGAAGAAUUUCAUUGACUUGACUUUGGUGCACAGUUUAUAAAUCAUCCGCAGCUGCAGGUGUUGAUUGAUGAAGAAGAUGAAGAAGCGUUACAGUACAUGACAUUUCUAGAAGUUGAAGAGUUUGAAGACAUCAAAUCAGGAUACAGAAUAAAGUUUGUAAGUUCCUUGGUUGUCUCUUUUAGUAAUAAGAGAUUUCAAAAUCACUAGAUGUAAUGUUUCCUUUAAAUGAUAAUGUUGUGUAAAUUGUGACAAAAUGUUGGAAACAGACAAAAAGAGAAAAUGAUCACAGCGAUGAUGAUUCAAAGAUGACACCUCUGUAUUCCAUCUCCACGCUAAAACCAUUAAAGGACCUAAUUUUUCAUAAUUUGUUUUGUUGAAGGGCUUCACAGAAAAUCCAUAUUUUACAAAUGAAGUGCUAUACAAGGAAUUUAUUCUCAAUGAAAAUGGUGAUCAGUCUUCCUUGGCUACGCCUAUCAAGUGGAAAGGGGGCAUGGUAAGANGCAGGUGUUGAUUGAUGAAGAAGAUGAAGAAGCGUUACAGUACAUGACAUUUCUAGAAGUUGAAGAGUUUGAAGACAUCAAAUCAGGAUACAGAAUAAAGUUUGUAAGUUCCUUGGUUGUCUCUUUUAGUAAUAAGAGAUUUCAAAAUCACUAGAUGUAAUGUUUCCUUUAAAUGAUAAUGUUGUGUAAAUUGUGACAAAAUGUUGGAAACAGACAAAAAGAGAAAAUGAUCACAGCGAUGAUGAUUCAAAGAUGACACCUCUGUAUUCCAUCUCCACGCUAAAACCAUUAAAGGACCUAAUUUUUCAUAAUUUGUUUUGUUGAAGGGCUUCACAGAAAAUCCAUAUUUUACAAAUGAAGUGCUAUACAAGGAAUUUAUUCUCAAUGAAAAUGGUGAUCAGUCUUCCUUGGCUACGCCUAUCAAGUGGAAAGGGGGCAUGGUAAGAUGAAAUUUGGCUAAUUACUCAUAAUGUAUUCUGACCUAGAAAUGAUUAUGUCUGUCUGUUUGUCACUCUGUACUUAUCAUAGUAGGAAAAAAAAGAAGCAAUGAGGUCACCUGCAAUGAAAGGCAAAGUAUUUGCCUUUCUUGCUUUCAUCACUCUAAUAAGGUCAAUUCAAAUUAAAACAUCUAUCAUUAUUGUGACACAGCAUGAUCAAGUGGUUAGGGCAGUCAUAAACUUGAAGACUGGCAGUUGCAAGUCAGUCCUGCAUGCUAUUUAGUAUAACCAUUGCAUUUAGUCAAUUCACAGUAAUCUGGAGUUCAGUUUCAGCCAUGUUGUUAUGUUAAAUAGCCAACUGAGUUUUUUGUAAAACAGAACAGAUUAAAAUUUAGGAAAGCUGGUCAUCUGUGCCUUGUGCUCAAUGGUGAGAAUUUGGUUUGUCUUGAGUUAAAGCAAUUUAUUUCUUAAGCUUUGUUUUUUUAAUGUUGUUCUGUAAAUUUUUCCAUCAAACCUGGAAAAUCAUGAUCACCAGAAAUAAUUCUGGAAUGUUAUUUUGUUGCAAGAAACAAGCCAAUUGGGCGUAAGAAACUAAACUGCAAGUAAGAAAGGUAAUUAGUUUGCAGUAUUGUGGCUUUUUUGCAUGUCCUGAUCUUUGCUGUGAUUGGUCUUAACACAAUAAACAUUCCUGAAAUAUUUCAAGUGUUCACGGUUUUGCUGGUUUGAUUGUAAAGUAGACAUAUCAUAAAGCAUACUUUCUACUGGGAAAUCUGGAUUUGGAUUUUCCUCAGAACAGAUUUCAGUUUUCCAACCAGAACACAAAAUUCAAAAACAGAUUUUACUGUAUUGAAGUGGUUCAGUUGCUUUCAUCUUAUUAUUAAUUUGUUUGUUAUGUUUCUAUACAGGACCUGACUCAGCGGUACAGUCAGCAGAACAUGUUAAAGGGAAGAAAACGAGGUCAUCAGGAGCCACAAAGCUUCUUCUGCUGGUUUACAGAGCAGGAGGCUGGGGAUGAGUUGGGAGAAGUUAUAAAAGAUGACAUUUGGCCAAACCCCAUCCAGUAUUUUUUGGUAGGGUUUGUUUUGUUAUUAGUGAGCUCUGGUAUUAAAAUCAGUCACAACAUUGUUCACACUAAGUGAUUCAUUCUGUCCACUUUGUGAAACAUCACCAACACCCAGAUGUACAUGUAUCAAUAAUUAUUCCACCUUUCCUUUGUGGUAAAAACAUGAUAAUCUAUUCAUAUUUGUCAAGAAAAUGUUGUGGCUGUCUCUUCCAGCCCUGUCUCAAAAUCUCUCAAAAAAUGUUGAGAUCCUGACAAAUAAUGCUCAGAUCAUUUAACAGACUUAGGCCUUAUCAUCAUUUGGUUUUAAGUUUGAGCCAGAGUUUAUGGUGGUUUAAAUAAGACUAGACAAAGAAAUACUGGCCAGUUAAUUUUUUUUUUUUAAAUCUAGUUUUACAGGCUUUGUUUAUUAUUUGCCUGUCAGGCAACAGUCACUUUGAUGUUGAUGUGAUGUUUUCUCUUCUAACUAUUGGUGUUCAUUUAGUGACUCAAUGAUUUUGUUACCUCUGCAUCCUGCAUCCCUGACGCAUAAAGAUUUCCAAAGAUGCAAAAUAACUUAUAAGAUGUGUCCCAUAGAACGCAAAGAAUGAUCGAUUGAUUUGAAGAGUUUUCUGGUAAAAUAUACUGUUCAUAUGAUUUCUUCGAUCAGUAAACUGUAAAUAAAGAGUUUUGGCGUCUUUGUCCAGGUCAACUGUCUGGUUACAGAGAGGCCUAAACAUCUUCAAUUUAGGACUCUUUGUUUUCCUGAACUGAUUCUCAUUGGUUAUGUACAGGGACGCCUGAUUUUUCACAAGAUGAGUCCCAGGACUCACCAUAACUAUUUGUAACAAAAUCAGUAGUGGCUACUUUAAGAUGAGUGAGGAAUGAACUCAUCAGACACAAAUCAUAAUGAAUAACAUCUUUCACUAUCAAAACUGCUUUUUAGGGUCAUUCAACAAGUGUACUUCAGGAAGAUAAUGAAGAAGAUGAGGAAGAUGUUGAUGAAGAUGAAUCUGAGGAUCAGGUGGGUCUGUACACUUGAAGGCUUUCAUGUGGUACAAAUCACAGAAUUCUGGUCAUAAGCUUGCCUGGAUUUAAGGCAUAUUUUGCUGUUUCUGAUUGGCUCCAAUCCCCCAAUUAAUUCUUCAUAACCGGCUGGUGCUUACCAUAUUUGGAAAUUGUCGGCAAUAACUCAUUGAUUUGAUGGUACCUAUUUAAUAUUGUUAGCAGCCUUGUUUCCGGGGAACACUUUAAUAAAACCUUACAUGUGUAGCUGUUGUUUUCAGACCCUAUAACAAUGGCUAAACUUGUAAAUAACACUUGUAAAAGGUUUAUUAAAUUGACCCCAGGCGAGAACCUCUUCAGUUGUGCAAGGCUUCAGAUCACGGUAGUCUAAACUAAAGAAAAAUAGCCUUCAUGGCUAUUCAUAGACAAAAUAGCCUUAUUUCUAAAAAAAACUGAAUGGAAGAAAUAUGAUAAUAUGCAAAAAAAUAAAUUGCUUGAUUGGUGUUAUCAAUCUACUUUUUGAGGCGUUUUAUUAUGCAUAAUUCAAUAUGCAUUCUUUUCAACGCGCAUAAUUCUUUAAAUUAUACUCAGCCUCAAUGGUGGCAAAUUUAGUUUUUGUUCUUUUCUCUUCAUGAAAAUUGGUUCCCAUUGUCUCUCUUUGAAAGGAAAAAAGUUCUUUUGAAUUCUGUGAAUAUAAUUGCAGUAAAGAGGGCUGAUUUACAUUUAUCAGAAACUCAUAAGGGGUUGAAACGUGUAACUCUCAUAUGUUUGCUUUGUCUGAUGCUCGUGAUUAUUCAUUUUAGAAAGUACCAUAUUUGGAACGAGAAGAAGAGAUAACUAACCAAUCAAACUUCGCAAACAACGUGACGUAAUUUUACUUCAGGUUCCCGCGCCCGCUUAAAAAAAUGGCCUACAAACGGGGGAAAAACUCCCGAAAGCCGACAAAGCUUUCAAAGGUUAAAACCAGGAAUAUUAUCGAAACACUGAGCAGGAUAUUAUUGCCUUACCACCCGGGCCAAACGUCACAUUAUGAAACCCAUUGACGGCCUCGCAACUUCUUGAAGUUGUCACUUCAAAAAACGAUGCCUCGUUGACCCUUUGCACAGUAAACUUACACUGCAAAUAGGCUUUUAAAAUUCUUAUGUUAAAAGUCUAGAAUAAGCAGUGAAAAAUAUUUUCGAAUAAAAUUCAUUAGCUGCGUAUCGAAAGUGUCCAAAACCUGAACCUGACAUCUUCGCAAAAAGUGAUGCUUGUAAUGAAUGUGAGAAGCAUUUUAAAAGCUUAAAUUAAACUUAGAUGUUGUAGUCACGAUCGUGUUUUGAGCUAAUUUUAUGAAUGAACAAACUCAAAACAAUAGACAGAGAAGCCGUUUCUUGAAAAUUUUUAUUCAAAGUCCAAAAGGUUAAUCCUUUAAAGCAAUUCGGAAAACACUAUCUGGAUCGUGGAUCCGUUCACGCAAGUGACAUUGGCUAAGCACAUGGCAAAAUUCAACACAAAAUCCAUCUCAAAUCAGGGCACAUUUUGUAAUUUUUCUUUAGCGCCGAAGAGAAAAAUUUAUAAAACGUCUAUGAAACAUUUAAAAAUACAUAAAUUCCCUUUCAAAAACGUAAUUGUCUUGGCCAUAGAGUGCAAAAUGUACCUGAAAAUUCAGCAAAAUCUUCGCUGACUUGGUUGCAUUUUUAAAACAGACCAUGGGCUCCGCCGUGAAGAAAACAAAGUUGAAUUCGUCGAAGGACGAUUUCUUGAUGAAAAGCUUCCCUUUCUCCACAAAAAGAAAGCUGAGCAUUCUUUUGAACUUUCUCUUUCCAUUUUUUGUCUUUUAACGGUGUAUUUUUAACCUUGAAAUGCAGAACUCUUGUCUUAAAACAUCUGCAUGGUGAUCGCGCAGCAGCCAUUUUGUUGAAAAUGGAUAUCCGUCACUAAGAUUUCCAAAUAUGGUCAAAAUGAAUAUUCACAAGCAUUGGACGCGAGUUACACGUUUCAACCCCUUAUGGGUUUCUGCAUUUAUAUAAUAUAGAAGAAAAGUCAUAUUGCCACCAUUUUGAAAUCUACAUGCAAACAAAAGAUAUUCCACUUAAAAGGGCCCACCCCACCCCUGCUUACAAGUCCAACCCCCCCUGUAUACACUCCAGACAUUAUCCGUUCUCUUACACUUUUGUAGUGUAUUCGUUAUCACAGAGCGAGUAAAAUGUGGAGCAGUGUCAGUUUUUGUGUCAGUCUUCAAGUUAUAGCUAGAAAUAAUUAUAGCUUUAAACAUUGUAUUGUAAGAAGUUACAGUAUUAGCUCAUUUUGAUGUUCAUAUGAGGUUUCAAAAUUCAAACCAGUGGAGGGGAAAAAGGCUGUUUCUCCAUGUCCCCCCCCCCGCCUCUGUACUGUUUAAUGGUGGGUGCCUGUCUUCGCCCGGGCCCCCCCUUAUUUUUGGACCAAACUGAGGCCCGAAGGGCCGGAAAAAGUUUUUUGAGACCACCCCCCUUCCCCCCUACCUCAUCUGAAGGCCUGGAUCCGCCACUGUCGCCUAUUCAAAAAACAAAUCGACAUCCUUCAAAGCUUUAUUCUAUUUUUUUCACCAGAAAAGUUAGCACGGUUAUUUUUUUAUUGAAGGAGGUUAAGCCCUCUCCCGAGCGCCAAAUGAUAAAACUUAUAACAUUUGAUAACUUGUUUCUACUACUACGACAUUCUCGCUAAAACCCGCUGCAGAAUGGCGACGACUAUUACGUUUUCCCGCCAAAAUGACGCUGGUUCACACGCGUGCACUACUUAUUAGUAUUCAGAAAAUCUCCUGUUCGUAGUCUUCCUCGUCUCAGAAUCUUAAGGUAUUGUGGGUAUUCCUACUCCCCUAGCUAAGAAGAAGUGGCAAUAUUCAAAAUUGCUCUCUACUGCAGAAACUGGGUUAGUCUGAGUAUGCCUGGCUUUUGUGGCUACAUUAGUACGUAGGAUAACAAUGAAAAGAGAAAAUGCUUUUUGAUGGCAUUACUGCCAUCUUUGAAAACAACUGACCAACGUUGUCUGCAUCAACCAUCAGGAUGAUGUGGUGGUAGUAGAUGAAGGAGAAGAGGAUGAUGAAGGUGAUGAAGAAGAAGGAGUUGAGGAUGACGAGGAGGACGAGGAAGAGGAGGAGGAAGAAGAAGUGGUGGUAGAAGAAGGAGAGGAAGAAGAUUUGGCAGAGGGUGAUGAGGGGGAAACACCAGUCGUGUAUGAAAUGGAUGAAGAAGACGAGGAACCAGAAGAUGGUGAUGAUGAAGAAGGGGAACCAGGGGUAAGAGUAGGGCAUGAACAUUGUAAGCCCCGUGCAAACGGACGCAACAUUGUUGGAUGUUACAUGUUGCGCCCGUUGGCACACCAGUUGCAUGUUGACGCAUGUUGUUGUGUAUUUUUGGGAGUUGUUGCGCAAAGUUUGAAACCAGUCAAACCUAUGAGCCAACGACUCCCAACACUUCUUUUGUUCCCGUUCCUUGUUCGCCGAAGCGUAGCGCAACAAUGUUGGAUCUGUUCGUACAGCUCUUCCAUUGUUGGGGCCACGCACACGCAUUCUACAUUGUCUCCAAAAUCUUAUCGGUUAUAUCCUUCCCACAAUGCACUGCAGAUCCCAACUUUUUUUGGAGUUGUGGGCAUUUGCACUGGGCUUAAUGAACAAAAUAUUGUGAUACUGAGCUAUCAAGCCAAUUAGCAGUUGGUCAUUUUUGGACGGUUCGUAAUUUACCCGUAGGUAAAGUUGUGAAAGUGACUAUAUAAAAUUUGAUACAUUUUAACUGCCUGAGAUUAAUAUAACAUGUAAAAGACUUCGAAGGACUUUGUGAAGGGCGAAAUUGAGUCCGGCUGCUUAUGAAAAUCAACCCUUUCAAUCUCUUUUAACCAGGUUAGGUUUUGAAAAACAUUUAAUUUACGUGGCUAUUUCCCAGGGAGUUAAUUCACUAUGGGGCGAACUCAAUUUCUUACGGGACUUACUAGUAGAGGGCUAACUCGCUAUGGAGCGAAACCAUUGGCUUUUGUUGCGUGAGGUCUCUAACCAACCCCCACGCCCCUCGACGGUGGCCAAUGAGUUUAGGGUGGUUCCGCCUACGUCCUGUUUGCCAGUGUCGUAAUCGUUUCGCUAACGUGUUUUCUACCUUAUUAACUCAGUUGAUGUCACCGAAUAUUUUCGCUUCUGUCCUCCUCCGACGCAACAGCUUUUUUUUCUUUAGAAACGAACUUCUUCAGUAGUUUAUUGUAGCCAACGUUAGCGCAACUCCGUUCGUAUACAAUUGUGUAAACUAAAGUAUUCAAAUGACGAAAAGUUCAUAUGAAAAGCACGUGCAGUUCUAAUUUAGAACAAAAGACAUUGGAAAGUGAGGCUUUCAUGACGCACUACCCAAACCUGAAUAUUAUGGUAUUUUUGAGGGAGACACGUGACCCCUGACCCAUCCAUGGCGCUUAUCUGGCUCCGGUGGUUCCCAUCUAGUGCCUUUAUUAUCUAUUAUUAUACAUUGUACUCACUGUGUCUUCUCAUUGGCUAAGAGCCUACGUUUAAUUUUGAAAAUUAGCGUAACCUACAGAUUAGUUAGUUCUCUGCUAGCAGAUUAGGGACAGAUCUGUAGGUUGCGUGCGCGAUGCAUGAUUUCCAAGAGCAUUGUCAAACUGUGUUCCAUGCGAUGCUGUGUUUGUUUUUAUUUUUUAAGAAACAAUACAUGAUAACACAAUUCUUAGACUCGGUUUUUGUGAUAUCCGGAAUAAUCAAGGUUUGGGUAAGUGUUAUCGGCCUCGGCCUUCGGCUCGGGCUCGGCUGAUAACGCGGGCUCGACCUUGAUUAUUCCGAAUAUCACAAAAGACGAGUAUAAUAAUUGUUUAUUGUUGAGCUAGCCUGUUCCAGGCGUUCAGAUAGUAAAGCGCGGCUGUCAAUGGGGAGCGAGUUAAAUUGUACACCGGGAAAACAAGGGGGGGGGGGGGGGGGGGGGGGGCGAGCUUCGUGAAUUUUUCUCCCGCGCUCUACUAUCUGAACGCCUGGAGCAGGCUAUUAUUGAGCGAGAUUCGAAUUUAGCAACUACAACAUCUUAUGUUUUUCAAGGAGGAAGUUCUUCUGGAGGGCGAGGAAGAGGAUGACGAAGAAGAUGAAGGAGUUGAACAGGAGGAAGACGAAGAAGACGAGGGAGACGAAGGCGAUGAGGUUGAACCGGAAGAAGGAGACACACCAGCGAAUUAA